CUACCUAUCUGGAAAUCAAAUCAUUUUGUGACGUUUUGAAUCAAUUACAACCAUAACUGUAAAGCAACUGCAACAAAGAUACAUUUCCUGUAUUUUUUUCCAAAAAUACAUUUCCUUUUGCCACGUUUAACACUUGUUGAACUUAUUAUAAUAUAUAUUAAAUACUUUGAAUUAUUACGUAAUUAUGGAAAAAACUCGCCGGGACAUGCAGAAACACCUUACACACAAACGCACAAAUUAGGCUAAAUAAUAAUGGAAAGAAUUUGCGUUAUUCCACCAUAGCUGUGUUCAAGCAAAAAAGUAAAACAGAGUUGUAAAGUUAAUAACAAAAAACUUUUUUGCUUCGCAUCUGUAAGGUAAUUGAUCUGUAAGGUUUGCAUGCAUUUGAAACAUGAAUAGCAAGCACAAAAUUUGAACAACAUUUGUGCAGCUGAAUAAGAACAAAAAUAAGAAUAUCACAAAUCGAACACACAAACAAUGAUUAUGAACUGGUUCAAUUGGUCCAAAAUAAUAGUAUCUUGGGGAUUUUUGUUAAAUCUUUAUCCACUGCCAACGCUGCCUUUCAAACUAUAUCACCCCUACCACUGUGUAAAUAUACAAUUAUUAUAUUAUUUAUAAAAAGAUAUACAUGUCCAAAUAAGCUUAAAAAUUACAACUAAUACUAAACGUUAAAGUAAACAAAUUUCGAAGGGUUUUCCAUCGUCAUCUAGUGGCUAAAGGAAUCCGAGGGCGGAGCAAAGCUCUCCAGACAGCCCAUUGGCACCGCGUUUGGAAAGGAAAAAGAGGAAACUGAUGCGCACAUGACAGUUUCUGACAUUUUACUCGUUGAUUAGGUCAGCAGACGCGUUCCCCCAAUUAAAGACGGCGACCAAUACAUCGUGGACUAAUUCAUCGACAUGAAAAAACAGAAGAUUGCCAGAUAGAACGCCAUCGAAGACAAACAGUUCAGGCCACCCAACAGGUUACGUAAAUGUUUUAAAUGGCGAAUAAAUGCACCUCCUUUUCAAUUCAUAACAUAUUAAACCGAGGAAGUGAAUCCGAGAGAAAUACCUGUCUUGAUGAGGACGCAGAUGAACGGGCGAACGGGGACAGAGAGGCACAGGACUGCUCCGGUUCAUCUCUGUCGGUGCGAUCCGAGAGCGCAGAGAGGCGCAUCUCUUCCUGCGAGCUUGUGUUAGACUCAUCAUCAUCCUCGGACCAGCAUUCAUGCGAGGAAGAAUCCACAGGGGAAGACACAUCACAACUAGAAAGACGACACGAUCACGACAUUGAUCGAGAGAAGUCCCAGAGCUGUAACUUCGGAGACAAUAAUUCCAAAUCGAGUAAGAAAAGGUCCCGUGCCGCCUUCUCCCACGCGCAGGUGUACGAGCUGGAGAGGCGCUUUCACCUGCAGCGCUACCUGUCCGGACCAGAGCGCGCGGACCUGGCAGGAGCCCUCAAACUGACCGAGACGCAGGUGAAAAUAUGGUUCCAGAACAGGAGAUACAAAACCAAACGGCGACAAAUGGCGGCCGAGCUUGCGACAACUCCCACGACAACCCUGGCGAAGAGAGUGGCGGUGAAGGUGCUUGUGAACAACGACCAUAGGCAAUACAGCGCCGAGGACCUGCUCAGUGCGCAUCCCUUACACCCAUCAUUCCCUUACUAUCCGUAUAUGUUCUGCUUUCAGCCGUGGACCUCAGGAAACACUUUAAGCGGUGGCUUGUACUGAAUUACUGGAGUUAUGUACAAUACAGCCAAAGUGCGUUUAUGAAGAAGAACGCAAACAAAACCAUAUUUUUCCAACAGGAUUAUAAAUACUGAACGUGUCCAAAGAAGCAAACGGAGAAGGACACAAUGUGAUGCACUGAAUUGAGACGAUUAAGCCAAAGAUAAAAAAUUCACUCAGUAGAAAUUUUGGCAACAUUUCUUGUCAUUUUUAAUAGUGUACAAUGGCCAUAAAAGAAUGAAAAAGCUUGAGCCAAAUGCACUUGAAAUUGUAAUAAUUACAUUGUAUUAGAAAACAAAAUACCAAACCAAAGACUGUCAUUGGCAAAACAAUUGAUGCAUGACUAGCUUCUUAUUUCUUAGACAUUUUGGGGUUUACUUUAAACCAGUUGUUCCUAAGGUAAGAUUUAGUGGAUGUAUGAAGUCCACGCAGGUGUUUUUGUUAAAAUAUCAUCUAAUGCAAUUUAUACAUUUUGUAUAAUGUAAAAGUGCCUCAUUAGUUUUUUAGGGCCUGUGUAUAUGAUUUGGUAUGAUUUGAGUGUGUCUAGUUUGGAAAGGUUUACUUUGUUAGGCUUUGUUCUUGUUUCAAGUUUUCCUUUAUGUCAAUCACCAGGGAAAGUUUAACACAAACCUUUUGUGUACUGUCAUACAGCCUACUGUGCACUUGAAAUGUCUUAAAAUGUGUCAGCAACCCACUGUUCCAAUUCAUUGUCUAAGUUUUAUUCGGUCUCAAAAGCGCAGGUAUAGAAGAACACAGGUUCAAUAAAGGUUGUAGAGCAAACAGAAGAAAAUGUGGUACGUGUGAGAAAAGCUAACCACAAUAGUACAAAUCUUAAUGGGUGUUUGUCAACAUGAUGUACUUCGAUUAAUGACUGUAGGGCAAUCAUUUAAGAGGAAACGGUGAUCGAAAAGACUGUUGACAGGAGUUCAUGUACAUACAAAUAAAAACCAAAUGAAAUACCUUCAGGGAGUAAAUCUUCAGAUUUUUAGAUAACAAGACACCUUAAAAUCUUUAAACACAUGUAGAAAUCUUAUUUUAAGGUCGUAUCGAUGGACUGCUUUCAUAUUUAUCUGAUAAAAAGUUUAUAUACCAUGGACCCAGUUAUUCUGGGACAAUAAGUUUAACAGUCAGUACCAAGUGAGCAAACGAUCUUAAAUCUGCCCUCUCUAUGCCCUCUCAUCCAAGACUAAAGUCUAAGUUGUUCAUUUCCAUGAAGAACAACAAUGUCGAGUUGUCUGCUUUGAAUAGUCUGUCCUCUUGUGUUUAAGGAAGGAGGCCGGAGCAGUUGA
Messenger RNA from Triplophysa rosa, 2997 nucleotides. RefSeq names its product NK3 homeobox 3 (gene nkx3.3). The transcript has 2 exons. Bases 980 to 1711 code for a protein of 243 amino acids. The record is from RefSeq and is a predicted model, not a curated record. Lineage: Eukaryota; Metazoa; Chordata; Actinopteri; Cypriniformes; Nemacheilidae. Gene Ontology annotation, molecular function: DNA-binding transcription factor activity, RNA polymerase II-specific; RNA polymerase II cis-regulatory region sequence-specific DNA binding. Gene Ontology annotation, cellular component: nucleus. Gene Ontology annotation, biological process: regulation of transcription by RNA polymerase II; cell differentiation.